AUGGAAUGUGGUCUUGAAAAGUACGAAACCGAUGGCAGAACCAGCAUUGAGGAGAUGAUGUUAAUCGACGUCAUCGUCGAAGGAUGCGCAUCCCAAGAGUUGCGUCGAAGGAUUCUGGAAAAGGACAAAUCACUAGCUGACAUUGAAGCGUUAGGAGCAUCACUGGAAAGCGUUCGAGAUCAGGAGAGGGAAAUGAAUGUCGGUGAGCAGCGCGACCGUCCAGCAGAGGUGUACAAAGUCUAUGCAGCUGACAGGGUAAAAACGGAUCACAAACCCGAACACACUGUAAACCUUUUCCCCAACAAGCAGAUGAAAACGGACAAAGAAAUGUCUACAAGAUGCUUUGCAUGCGGCUUAGUUGGACAUGUGUCCAAAAGUCCAACCUGUCCUGCUAAAGGCAAAAUUUGUCGUCGAUGUAAAACUGUUGGGCAUUUUGAAAAAGUAUGUCGCAAGCGUCCAACUCCUGUACGUUCUUUCGCGCCAGCGAAGAAAGUAAACUUGAUAGAUCAUGCAGUUGAGCCGGAACAAACGCCUAAACUGGUGCCAGAAGAUGCAGAGAAGAAGGUCUAUUAUACGUUCCACGUCGGCAACAACACAAACGUAUUCGUGUGCAAGGUCGGAGGUGUUUCGGUUGAAAUGUUAAUUGACUCUGGAUCAGAUGUUAAUCUAAUAACAGCAAACACUUGGAAUGACCUCAAGCGGCAACAAGUACAAAUAACCAAAUGUGAAAAAGGCAGCACGAAAAUUUUGAAAUCGUAUGGGAACGACAAACCCCUAGAGAUUUUGGGUACAUUCCAGGCACAGGUUGAAGUUGGCAACAAAAUCAUUAAUGCCGAUUUUUUUGUUACGGCUAAUGGUCAACGUAACUUACUGGGGGAUGUGUCAUCGAAACAGCUUGGCAUUCUAAGAAUCGGCAUGGAGGUAGAUCAGGUUGCUGAAAAUAAGGCUAUCCGUUGUGCGUCAUUUCCCAAAAUCGCAGGAGUCAAAGUUCACAUCGAAAUGAAUCCCAACAUGGCACCGAUUUUCCAACCAGUGCGCAGAAUUCCCGUUCCACUGGAAAAUGCGGUUAAUGCCAAACUGGAUGAGCUUCUGGAAAGAGACAUCAUCGAAGUUAAGAACGGCCCAGCCUCCUGGGUUUCGCCUCUUGUUGUUGCAAAUAAAGCGAAUGGUUCUAUACGUCUGUGUGUGGACCUAAGGCGUGUCAAUCAGGCAGUAGUACGCGAGCGGCAUCCGAUGCCUGUAAUCGACGAUAUAAUUUCCAAAAUCGGAAAAGGCAGGAUCUGGAGUGUUCUUGAUGUGAAGGAUGCGUUCUUCUUAUUAGAACUGGACGACGAUUCUAAAGACAUAACUACAUUUAUUACACACCGAGGCUUAUACAGAUUUAAGCGACUGCCGUUUGGAUUAGUGUCGGCCCCAGAAAUCUUCCAACGCACCAUGGAUGAGAUGUUAGCGGACUGCGAAGGUGCGUAUUGGUACCUGGAUGACGUCGGCGUUGAAGGGAAAACUUUGGAGGAACACGAUUCUCGCCUCGAGAAGGUCCUUGCAAGAUUUGAAGAAAGGGGUGUCGUUUUAAAUUGGGAGAAAUGUAAGAUGAGAGUUACGGAAUUUGAAUUCCUGGGAUUCAAAAUCGAUUCAAAUGGCAUCGAACCAUCAGACGCAAAAAGGGAUGCUGUUAUGAGUUUUCGUCGACCAUCAAACGAAAGCGAGGUCAGAAGUUUCCUCGGCUUGGCCAAUUAUAUGGGAAAGUUUAUUCCUAAUCUUGCUGAAGUUGAUGAACCGUUACGUAAACUCACUCAAAAGGCGAUACGUUUCCAUUGGAACGAUGCCGAAGAAAGUGCUUUUAACAAAAUAAAACUCCUAAUCGCCAAUGCUAAAUCGCUGGGGUUUUUCAAAAUGGAAGAUAAUACAGCACAACGCAUUCCACGACUGGAAAAGCGCCAUCCGAACUUAUGUUCGGACGACGGUUGCGCUCAAAGCUUCCUAGUGUGCCGUUACUUGGCGAUUCAGAUGAAGCCAUGCGAGAUCACGAUAUGCUGGAAAAAGAAAAAGGAAGAUUAUACGCCGACAACCGUAGAAAAGCUAGACUUAGUGGAAUUGAAGUGGAGAUACAGUAAUUGCGAAGCGACUGAGAAAGGAGAAUAA
Messenger RNA from Armigeres subalbatus, 2142 nucleotides. RefSeq lists its product as uncharacterized. The record is from RefSeq and is a predicted model, not a curated record. Gene Ontology annotation, molecular function: aspartic-type endopeptidase activity; nucleic acid binding; zinc ion binding. The transcript is spliced from 3 exons. The coding region runs from base 1 to 2142 and encodes 713 amino acids. Gene Ontology annotation, biological process: proteolysis. Lineage: Eukaryota; Metazoa; Arthropoda; Insecta; Diptera; Culicidae.